Messenger RNA from Habropoda laboriosa, 1719 nucleotides. Its product is annotated as sentrin-specific protease 1-like. The transcript has a single exon. Lineage: Eukaryota; Metazoa; Arthropoda; Insecta; Hymenoptera; Apidae. The record is from RefSeq and is a predicted model, not a curated record. Gene Ontology annotation, biological process: protein desumoylation. Gene Ontology annotation, cellular component: nucleus. Bases 1 to 1719 code for a protein of 572 amino acids. Gene Ontology annotation, molecular function: deSUMOylase activity.
AUGAUGUUGAUAUUUGAUUUUUUAAAAAAAUUCUUUGGAUGGGUAGAUGAAGCACCUAGAAAACGUAGAGCUGUUUCAUUUAGUUUAGAAAAAGAAUUUGUGAAAUCAAAGAAACAAUGUUGCGAUUACAGUCAAAUGGCAGAAGAGGAAGAACUCAUUGAAAACAAGGAUGACAGUGAUGAUGAUGUUGAAGUCAUAAGUGAACAUAAAUAUUUCCCCAUGAAAUCAUCUAGCAAAUUAAAUGGUACAUGCAGUAGUAGAGACAAAUCUCUUACUUGUUGUACAUCGUCGUUUUCAUCAUCAAAACCUAAACUGUGUCAUGAUAUAUCAAACAUGGGUUAUUUUGCUAAUAAAAGUGAAAGAGUAAAAAAUGUAGGAGUCCAUCAAAGAUGUUCAACAUUAACUAAAACGCAUCGCCUAAAAGAAAAAAAUCAAUAUGAAGAACUAUUACAAAACUUUCUCCCACAUAGGAUACAUGUUAUACGUGAUAAACAUGAAGAUAAAAGAUCUACACAAGAAUCAAUAGAAGUAAUAGAUUUAGAAAAGUCUAGUUCUUCAACUCCUUCCUCAAGGACUCAAUCUGCUUCUAGAAAACAUGAUACAACAUUACAAAUGUUGUAUCAAAAAAUGUGGAGUACUUCACUUGGAGAGAAAAAGAGUAAAGAUACAAUUAUUACUUUAGAUAGUGAUAAAAGAGAAGAGGCAGUACAUUCCAUUCAUGAUAAAAUACAAUCUUCUAAAAGAAAUGUUAAUAUAGAUAAAUCUAUUAAAAAAAACCAUUUUGAUUGCGUAACUACAAACACAUUAAGAGAUCAAUUAUCAGCAAAGGCUGUAAUAAGGGAGGAUUUUGUUCCCCAAGUAGCAAAACGAUAUAAUGAACGUAUUGAACAACGUUACAAGGAAGCAGAAGAGCUUAAAAAAAUGACAUGUGUGUUGUCUAAGCAUAAUCGUUUAGCAAGAGAAGCAGCUUUAGAAGAGCAUUUAGCUCAAUCUAUGAGGUUGUGUGAGGCUGUUUUAGAUGAAAGAGAAGACUUGGAAGAGUCAGAAUUACCUCCUUUAACAGAAGAAAUGUUACAAGAAUUAAAAAAUUCUCUUAUUCCUCGACCACCAAAUGAAGUUCUUGUUGAAGGAUUUGGUUUAAGAAUCACAAGAAAAGAUCUUCAUACAUUAGCUGACCUAAAUUGGUUGAACGAUGAAGUAAUAAAUUUUUAUAUGAAUUUAUUAAUAGCCAGAAGUACUAGUAACAAAUAUCCAAAAGUUCAUGCUAUGAAUACAUUUUUCUAUCCAAAAUUAAUCUCAGGUGGACAUUCAUCCUUAAAAAGAUGGACAAGAAAAAUUGAUAUUUUUGCACAAGAUCUUGUAGUUGUUCCUGUACAUUUAGGUAUUCAUUGGUGCAUGUCGAUAAUUGAUUUUAGAGAUAGGUCUAUUCGUUAUUAUGACAGUAUGGGUGGCAACAAUCCAAAAUGUUUAUCAGCACUACAACAAUAUCUGGAAGAUGAAAGCUUGGACAAAAAGAAACAAGUCUAUGACACCAGUAAUUGGAAGUUAGAAUGUGCCAAAAAUAUUCCACAACAAAUGAAUGGGAGUGACUGUGGUGUCUUCUCUUGUAUGUUUGCUGAAUAUAUUUGUGCAAAUAAAAAAAUCACGUUCACGCAACAGGAUAUGCCAUAUUUUCGAAAUAAAAUGGCUUAUGAAAUACUAAAGUCCAAACUUUUAUAA